Messenger RNA from Paraphaeosphaeria sporulosa, 3906 nucleotides. Its product is annotated as DUF676-domain-containing protein. The coding region runs from base 333 to 3854 and encodes 1173 amino acids. The record is from RefSeq and is a predicted model, not a curated record. The transcript is spliced from 2 exons. Lineage: Eukaryota; Fungi; Ascomycota; Dothideomycetes; Pleosporales; Didymosphaeriaceae. Gene Ontology annotation, molecular function: monoacylglycerol lipase activity.
GCUGCAUAUGCGCGCCGUGCCUGGAGAUCGCCAUAAGAACGUAACAGGUGAAGGUGCCUCCCCACAGUGACAGCAUAUCCAGUCGCGACACUCCACGCGUGCGUGCCGGGUAAAUGAGGCUUGAGGGCAGCCACACGACAGCGCAUGACGUGCCAUCGGCCAUAGGAACUCUCGCGGCGUGACCUCUGCGCGUGUGUGCUCGAGACGGUGGCCCAGCACAGCACAAACACUGCAAAAGGACCCUUGAACCCUUAUGAUGCAGCGGUCCACUGCCGCUCCGCUACCGCCGUUGCCACUCGCAAAUCCCUCCCGACUCUGCUAGCUUUCCGCUAAUGCUGCUCACGCCGCGUACGUACGCCCUUGCCCAGAUUCCGGACGCCGGGUGCUCGGAAGCCCGCUCUUCGUACUUUCUGCUCAGCAAGUCGCGCACCGAGCAGCGCAACGAGCAACUGCGCGCCAGGAGCAUGUUGCUGCUCCACCAGACAGGGAGCGUCAGGGUCGGAGAGGUCGUGAGAUACACGGUCACGUACACCCCCUCGCAAGAUAGAAUACUCCCCUCGCCCAACUUCCUGCACGUCCGCAUACGGAACACCUCCGCGAUACCCCUCCGCGCCGCGUACCUCCACGGCCCCUACACCAUCCAUGUUGCCGCAUAUCCCUCCACAUUCAAUCCGAACAAGAAGGUCGAGGCGCCGAAGAAGGAAGGCGUGCCAGAGUUUGAACCGAACCUGAAAGCCGGAGGCUCCUGGAGCGCAAAGCUCACCGUGCCGGAGCAUAUCCGCGAGACGGGCGGCAAUCGCGAACAGAACGAUGGCGCACCGCAGAGCGCAACAUGGAUAAUCGAGAUCGCCUCGCAGAUCAUCUUCUCGCAGUCGGCGUCGAUCGGCUACGAGCUGCUGGUUGCGCGAGAUGAGAAGUCCCUAGAUCUGGGAUUCAUGGCCAUCACUGGAAACUCGCACGGGGUCCCUGGCCAGGUGCAGGACCACCAGCAGGGCAAGCAGUCUCACAAGGCGAAACAUGCGGCGAACCAGAAGGGCGUGUAUUCGAAGGCGGUCAAGUUGGUCGUGGAUGACACCACGAGCCUGUGGAACAAGCCAGAGCUGCCGGAGAUCAACAAGGAAGAAGCGAAGAAGCCAACGCGGUAUUCUACAGACACAAGCGAACACGCAUCCGAGGAGCCACAGAAGCAACGGAAGAUCCAUCUGGUGAUCCUGACGCACGGGUUGCACAGUAAUCUGGGGGCUGACAUGCUGUACCUGAAAGAGAGCAUCGAUGCCACUGCCAGACAGGCGCGGGAGGACCGAAGGAAACGCCGACGACAAGAGCGGCAGGCUGCAAGAACGGAUGGACCAUCUGAGACCUCCACUGCUCAAUUAUCCGGUGGUCAGGAAGACAUAUCCCCAGCGGACGACUCUGAUGACGACGACGAAGAAGUCAUCGUCCGCGGUUUCGACAAGAAUGUCAUAAAGACCGAGCGUGGCGUCCAGUAUCUCGGCAAGAGGCUAGCUAAGCACGUCCUCGAGCUCACGUAUCCGGACCAGCCGUAUCUUCCGCUUAAGAAGCCAAAGAUCAAGACGCCGUUUUCGCCAAUCAAAGACAAAUCGUCCGUGGGUUUACCAGCACAUGAAGGGAGCAGCAUCCAUCACCAGGACGAUGCCAAGAAAGACCAGAGAGCAUACAAGUUCACAAGCAUCAGUUUUGUCGGGCAUUCCCUUGGUGGCGUCGUGCAAACAUACGCGAUUGCGUACAUCUACAAGCACUCACCCGAGUUCUUUGAGAAGAUUAAACCCAUCAACUUCAUUGCCAUGGCAUCGCCCUUCCUAGGACUGAGUAACGAGAACCCGAUGUAUGUCAAGUUCGCGCUGGACUUUGGACUGGUGGGAAGGACAGGCCAAGAUCUCGGUCUGACAUGGCGGGCUCCGACUCUGGCAAGAAGCGGAUGGACAGCCAUGGUGAGCGGUCUUGGCGGUCAAUCGCAGAGUCAGCAAAAGCAGGACGAUCCAGGCUCGAAGCCUCUACUCCGGAUUCUACCAUCUGGUCCGGCCCAUGUGGUUCUGCGAAUGUUCAGAAACAGGACAGUCUACUCAAACGUCGUCAAUGAUGGCAUCGUGCCAUUGCGGACCAGCUGCUUGCUCUUCCUUGAUUGGAGAGGUCUCGGCAAGGUCGAAAAGGCUAGAAGGGAAAACGGCCUUGUCGGUACAGUGGCUGCAUGGGGUUUCGGGCAACUGAUCGGCUCGAACACAUCGCCUAACCCAUCGAGGGUCACCUUCUCUUCGGAUGAUCAGGCCGAUGGCACAGAGUCACCCUCGUUCAGUGGAGAUGACACCGUAGUGCCCCAACCAGGAGCCGAUGUCGCGAACGAGGAUGAAGAAGCACAAGCGGCUGCAGAACCCAGCGCCAAUCAGUGGUUGGACGAAGGGAGACGCAGCUCAGAUGGGAAGCGGUCACCACCCGAUGGCAUCGCAAAUUCGAGCACGAUUUACCAGCUUUGGAACUACAUUCGUCCUUCCGGAAAGCACACUGCCAAAGACAAGAAGAUGUUCACGAGAAGCCAGACCAUAGCGAUGGAGCAGGAAGAAGCUGAUGCCCAAGCCAAUGAAGCCUCGUCCCCAGAACAGCCGCACCAGCAGAGGAAAAGACCGCAGGCGACUCGUGGUGACUCGAUGGUGAAUGAUCCGUCGCACUCUGCUAGACCACCAAAGACGACGAUAUUCGAAUCAGCCAGUGAUCUCAUUGCCCCUCCCGUACCCGAAACGUCUUGGAUCAUCGACCCCUCCACGAGAGCCCGCACGAUCUUCCACGACCGCAUCUACCACCCAGAGGACAUUCCACCCCCGCCAGCCAGGAAGAGAAACAACCAGCGGUCCUUUUCAGGCGACAGCAUGUCAUCACAAGCCUCCGCAGGCAGUGCAGACGAAACAAGCGGCCUGCGGGUCGAAGAAAAAAUCGCGCGCGCCUACCACAAAGACCUGUCCUGGCGAAAAGUUCUAGUUCGGUUGGAACCCGACGCACACAACAACAUCAUCGUGCGCCGCAUGUUUGCCAAUGCUUAUGGCUGGCCCGUCGUCAAGCACCUCUGCGACACCCACUUCGCCGACACGUACGCCGCCAACGAGCGUGACGAGCGCGAGCCCGCCAUCGACCGCGCAAAGGGCAUCAACGUCCCCGUAAGAGAAGACGGUGAGCACGUCAAGGGACAGGAAUCCGCGGUUCCGCCUAUCGAACGCACAGACAGCGAACUCCGUGAGGUAGCCGACGAACUCGCGCCGCUGAAGUCUCGUGUGCACCAGCGCGCACGGGGACACACUACGGAUUCGGUGAGGAGCAAGGACUCCGCGGCCUGGGACGACAUGUACUUUGAAGGCACAUCAGAUGAGGACGACGAUGAAGAUGACCGCAAUGCGAUUCAGCGCUUCCUCCAGCUGCCACCCCAGGGACGCAAGUCCCCACGCACGCCUGACGAGCGCGGCACAAGCCAGGCCGAGAUCAGCGACUUCCUCUCCACCUCCCCGAAGGGCAUAGACAUGCAACACCACCGCGGCCUUGGAUCCUCACCCGCACCUUCCCAUUCGAAACCUGCCCGCCAACGCGAGCCAGACUCGCUCGAGUCCAUGGGCGGUGUACCGCCACCCAUCCUCGGCACCGGCCGCCUGACCAGCAGUCCGCCGCAGACACCUACGGUCACGGCUUCGGGGAAUAUCAGCAAGGUCGGACUAGGAAAGGGCAUGGACGUAACUAGUCCGGCGUCGGCAGGCGCCCAGGAUGGGCGUGCCAGAAGUGGAAGCGGAGGCGUCAGCGAGCAGGUUGCGCGGUUAAGCUAUUUUCCUGAUGGGGGGAUGGGCCAGGGCGGCUGAAGGGGGGGGCUUUUCUAUCUAUGUGGCGAUGAUGUUGUGCUGUAUACCCUAG